AUCUGGGCAUAGCUUCUGGUUUAGAUGGAGAUCAUGCCAGGAUCUGAUGACGGUUCCGGGCCCCUCCUCAAUCGCUUAGCGAGAGUUCCCGAGGCCCAGGUUCAGCCCAGCCCGGUGAUGCAUUCACCCCGUCCAGCCAGCCGCCUUCCUUCUUCUGUUCCUUUUACGUGCGCAAUUCACAGCCAGUAGGUAGGUAUGGUGGAUGAUACGACAACUGAGGUAUGAUAUGGUAUACCUACACGUGUUGGACCUCCGGGCGCCUGGCGGUUUGUCCCGACCUGCUCGAUCGCUGGCGCCGACACAUGCUCUCGCAUCGGCUUUCUGGGGGGUGUUUAGAGAAAGCGCUCACUUAGUAGUAACCCCCACCCGCCUUCGCCUGAACCCCGUUUCGAUGCGUUGGAUGAGGCAGGAGCGCAUGCAUACGCCAGCCUCACUCCCUCGGAAAACAGGACUCGACGCUGCGGAUUCAUGGCACGCACGACAUGCGACAUGCAGUGAGAGGAGUCAUCGAUCGCGGCUGCCAAGUGGCAUAUUCUGGUGUCCAACACGUCUUCCGGCCCUAUUGCCCCCUUUUUUCGUCCUUUUUUUUUUUUUCUCUUUUUCUUUUCUCUCUCCCUCCUCCCUCGCGUCUUUUCUUCAGGCAGCUGGCGUCUAGCGACUGAUGUAAGGGACGGAACGAGCGGGAUUGGUGGGUUCGAGGGUUGUUGUCUUGUUGUGUUGUCUUGCCGUCAUUCGCUACUACGACGCUGCGAUGCAG
Molecule: messenger RNA, 757 nt
Organism: Colletotrichum navitas
Lineage: Eukaryota; Fungi; Ascomycota; Sordariomycetes; Glomerellales; Glomerellaceae
Exons: 1
Coding region: 203-655 (150 amino acids)
Source: RefSeq, a predicted model, not a curated record